AUGAUUUCGAGCAAAAGCGUGAGCUUUCACCUGAGCCUGUCAGCCUUGCACAAGCCCUUAAAGCUACACCUAAGAGCGCGAGCCAUAGCACUGCCGAGCCAGCCUCAUCCGAUCCGCCAUUUGAGAGUGGGGGUCACGGGCGAAAGCGCAAGAAGAAGAACAAGGGGCGAAGCCGCCAAUCUUGGAAAGCUGCUCGUGACGCUAUUGCUCUUAGCCGUUCAGAGCUGGCCGAUCCUACCGCGGAAGACCGCGAGUUCACGUCCGAUUCCGAGCUGGAUUGAAACUGGUCUGCAUCUAUAUGGGUCCCCAGAGGAAACCUUCGACUCGGCAUCGUUCGAGAUCCCGCCUCCCAUUCUGCGACGUAGACAGUUCAAGAAGGGCAUUCCUUACGAUUAUCAGGGCCGGCUCUCACGUGGGGAUACCUUGGCUUUGAGCAUAGUUCCUUUGAGUUUUUGGGAACCCGGUAGGAGAUAUCAAGUCAAAGGGGACUAUUGGGGAAAGACAACGUUGAUUUGUGGGACUUUGGAGACUUUGGCAGUAAGUCGCACCGGUUCAUACUUGUAUUUGACCCUCAGUGGCACUGACAAUCUUGAGCUGCAGCGAUGGGCCGAGAACCUCACAGUCAACGGCCAGCCUCCCGAACUGACAAUCCACAUAUGCCCCCCAACAUGUCCGAGGACGGCAGUGGCAGCUUCAUCAAUGCAUGGCAUGGAAGUGUCAAGAGAGGACAGUGGGGCAGUUUGGGCCCGAAACGUCGAGAGUCUUCCCCAAGGCAUGGUUCCUGCGCCAGGGGCAGGCUUGGAACAAGAGUUAGCCGCACUAGCAGGAGGAGUCCCCAUAGACACCGGGAAACAAGCCGCUCGCCACUCCCCAGACAAAGACCAAGUCAAAACCGGCUCCCACAGCUACAAAGGCACUCCUUUGGACCCCCAAAAGAAGCUCAAGAGUUUUCUGAAGAAGAAGAAGAAGAGGGAGAAGAAAAAGGGGAGCCGCAAGAUGAAGCACAAGAAGGACAAAGCAAGUGGGAAGAAUCAGGAGAGCAGCUACAGCAACACCAGCACCAGCAGCAGUGGGAGUACAGCGGACUCUCAAGACUCUCAUCCCUUUCAAGAUUCCCAUCGGGUGAAGAAACUAGCGCGCAACAAGCCUGGGGUGUUGAUUCGGCAUGCUUUGGACGAAAUGUCACGCCUACUCGUAGAGGAUACAGGCGAGGAGGGAGCUCACAAGGUAGCCCCAAUCGUGCUGAAGUAUGUGCGUCUUCAUCUGGCAAACAAGGGCAUGAGUCCAGGGGUGAAGAGAGAGUUGCUCACAAUCGCCUACACGCUAGACCAGUUGAUUCGGCGCAACAUCUUGGGUGGUCUCGACAUUUUAAUUCAGCGGCUGAAGGCUAUAGAGUUGGUGGUCGCCGGCGCAGCUUGGGCUGUGGCUCAGAAUGUCGAGCUGGUGCCUCUAGAGCAGGAGCGAGUGGCAAGCGUAGCAGAAGCACACGAAGCAGCGAAGGAGUUCAAGCAAGAUUCCAAGGUUUGGAGAGAACUGGGCAAAGGCAAAGGGCAGCUUCCCUGGAAAGGGGAUUGGAAAGGCAAGCCCGGGGACAAGGGAGAGAAAGGAGAUGGCAAAGGGAAAUGGUGGGCAAAGCAGAGGGGAGAGCGAGAGAGAUACGCAGCAGCCAAGGGGAAGGGAGCUUCCAUGGCAGAGGGAACAACUGAAAAUAAAAACAUCUUCCCUCUGCCCCUGCCCAGCGCAGUCGACUUGGUAGAUGCUUUGGAUACACAUCAGGACGAAGAUUUGUGGGUGUAUCUGUUGGUGGCUAGCCUAAAUUACAUGCACGGGGGAAAUGGCGCGCAUUUCAAUCAGCGACCUCCUUCUACAGUCCAGAAACUAUGUCUGGAUUAUCUACGUUCCAGAGUACAAGCUUUCAUGUCUCACAGUUUCACGUUGUCAGAGUUUGAUUGGAAAGAUUUUUUCAGCACGCAGAGUUUGAACUAUGUUGGGGAUGAAGUCAAAACAGCGAAAUGGACUACAUGGGCGAAUUUAGAGCCAGCCCUGCCUUAUGGGCACAUCGGGGCCAUCAACGUCCUUGACUUGGCGGACGGAGGAGUGCGAGAGCUUCUCAUGGACCCGCUUCAGUUUCUCAAGCCUCGAUGGGAUGAGCGGCCGGUGCGCUCCUCAAGGGUGAUGGUGCAAGAAGCAGCUUGGGGCGAAGUGGCCCGCGGCUUGGUCAAGUACAACUUGUGCGCAGUUCUGCCAGAGAGUGCGUUGGUUGCACCAGGUGGGGUGCCACUUCGAAAUGGCCUUUUUGGCAUCGAGAAAGGAGAGGUUGCCAACGGUCAUGCUGUGCACCGUCUUAUUAUGAAUUUGGUGCCGUUCAACACCGUCUCCCUUUCCAUUGAGGGGGACGUGGGAACACUUCCCAUGCUUUCGCAGAUGAACUGCCUCCAGUUGCAUCCUCAAGAGUUCCUUGUCGUCUCUUCUGAGGAUAUACGCUGCAUGUACUACCUCUUUGCCUUGCCAAGCUCAUGGUAUCCAUUCCUGAGUUUGAACAUGCCAGCACCGCAAGACCUGGUGCCACCACAUGUGGAGGAACCAUGCUUUUUGGUUUCCAAAGUGCUGCCUAUGGGCUACUUGAACUCCGUGGGCAUCGCCCAGCACCUGCACCGAAACCUCAUCACACGAGCCCAAGGUGGCCCUACCCGGUGCGUCCCUUGGGCAGAGCUCCGAAAGGAUAGAGCGUGGUCGCAGGCCAACCCUGUUUGGCGAGUUUACCUGGACAACCUAGAUGUGCUCGAACGGGUGCGUCCUGAACUCGCGGUCAUGUUGGAGGGCUCCCUCAAUAAUGACCUCAAACCGCUCAUUCAAGAGUACGAGGAAACCGGCGUCCCUUUGAAUGCGAAGAAGUCGGUCAAACAAUCCACGUUCGCAGAGGUUCAGGGUGCCGAGAUUGACGGCAAACUAGGUUUGGCCCGCCCCAAAGGCGACAAGUUGGCAAAGUACACCAGCGCAGUCUUGAGUUUGCUCCGCCGAGGAUGGUGCAGCCAACGGGAGAUGCAAGUUGCAGCUGGCGGCUUGGUCUAUUUCGCAAUGUUCCGUCGUCCCUUGAUGAGCGUCCUGAAUUUCGUGUGGCGUUUCAUCCAGUCCUUCGAGAUUACCAGGCAACGCCGCUUGCCAAUCCCCACGGGAGUUCAGUCAGAAUUGCUUCUUUUUCUGGGCCUUCUUCCUCUUGCUCACAUUGACUUCCGAGUUGUUAGCUCAGACAUCGCUACCGCCAGUGACGCAUCAUGUUUGGGCGGGGGAAUUUGCGCAAGUGAUGGUCUGACCGAGCUUGGAGCAAAGGUGGCUGUAGCGCCUUUUCGCGGACAACAACAGGGUGAUGUUCCGGAUGCCGGCCUGGUGUGCAUCAGCCUGUUCGAUGGAAUCAGUGCGGCCAGAGUUGCCUUGGAGGUCUUACAAGCCCGGGUCUGCUUGCAAGUGUCGGUGGAGCCCGACCUUUCAGCUCGGCGUGUCGUGGAAGCCAACUUCAGCGAUGUCAUUCACGUUGCCAAGGUGGAGGACAUCACUGCGGAGAUGUGCCGGGAAUGGGCCAGCAAAUCAACUCGAGCCUCACUGGUGCUACUCACUGCAGGUCCACCGUGCCAAGGCGUCAGCUCCUUGAAUGCCCAUCGAAAGGGGGCCAUGGAUGAUGAACGCAGCCGAUUGCAUUUUGCCGUCCAACAUGUUCUCAGCCAUGUGCGAGAAGCUUUCCCCUGGUGCCGUACUGCUUUCUUCCAAGAGAGCGUCUGGAGCAUGGAUGCCGAGGACAGGAAAGUGUAUACGCAAGCGGCUCAGGUCCUCCCCUAUCGGGCCUGUUGUUCCGGGAUGGUUCCGUGCAAGCGGGACCGCCUUUACUGGUUUGACUGGUCCCUCGAGUCCGAACCAGGUGUCACGCUGUAUCCCCCUCCAAAUUCGGCUGCAGAAUCAUAUGGCCAAGUCGUGUUCAACACAGAUGUGGACACAAGCGGGCUCUUCAAGCCAGGAUGGGCGCCGCCCACAGGAAAGACGCCAGGCACUUUCACCACCGCACAGCCGUCGCUGCUGCCCCGCCCAUGGCCAGCAGGCCUCGCACGUUGCGAUGAGUCCACUUUGCAGCGAUGGCGGGCCGAUCGGCACCGUUUCCCUCCUUAUCAAUACCGGCCCGCUGCAUUGCUUUAUCAUCCCGACCGCCCGGAAGGUCGUAUUCCCGACGUGCAGGAGCGAGAACGACUGCUUGGAUUCCCGGUGGAUUACAGUUUCACCUGUUUGCCCAAGAAUGAAAUCAAAGCCAACCCGCUUCGACACGAGGACGUGAGGAUGACCCUCCUAGGCAACAGCUGGUCGGUGCCUGUGGUUGCCUACUUCUUUCUUCAGCUGCUAAAGCCGCUCCGACUCUGCCGACUCAGCUCUUUGCGUGACGUGCUGCUCACCCUGUUCACAGAGGAACCCAUUUCGGGCGAGGCUCUCCUUUCUUGGAGGGCCCUCCGGCACUCGACAACUGCUAAGUCCCCUCAGGUGCCCAACGCAGCCCUGUCCACCUCCCACGCGGACAGCGCUUCGCAAGUCUCGCCCUCUCACUUAACUACUCAGUUGGCAACCUUGGCAUCCAUGAAAGGCGAGGAUGUACUCAUCCAGAUGUCUCACGAUGCCCGGAUUCCUCAAAAGUUUCGCCGCAGCGUCCCAGUCGAACUGUGGACAUGGAAAGAGAUCUGUGGAUGGCGAUGGGCUGCGCAAUCCACAGAGCAUAUCAAUCGCCUCGAGCUGCGAGCAGUGUACACAUCCCUGCGAUGGCGCCUGUUGAGGCGCAAGGAAGUCCGAACCAAAUUCGUCCAUCUGACCGAUUCCUUAGUUUCUUUGCAUGUCAUCAAUCGCGGACGGAGUAGUUCAGUCAAAAUCCAAACUUUGAUGUAUCGCGUCGCGUCCCUGCUUUUGGCCACUGGCUUCCACCCUUGCCUCGCUUAUGCGGGCCCGUGUCCGCAAGAAAUGGUCAAAGUGACCACCGUUGCUGCAGGUCGAGACAAGCAAGCAAGGAAAGCCGCCCGCUCGGCGCUGGGUACGCUACGCGAAAACACAGUUGCUCCAAAAACUCGGGAGCGCUACACCGCCGCUUUAACGAUUUUUUUCUUCUUUUGUCGGUCUCACCAGCACCGUGUCCCAGAUGACCCGGCUCGCCUGGAUCUUCUCCUAGGCGACUACAUCGACUUUUUGUGGCAGGACGGCGAAAGCUUGUCCCUCGUCACCGAUUGUCUUUCCGGGUUGCAGGACCUCAGGCCUCUGUUGCGGGGCCACUUGCCUUUGUCAUGGCGCUUGGUGCGUACGUGGCAAAAGCACGAGAUGCCAGCAAGAGCACCUCCGCUCCCGGAAGAGCUGCUUCAGAGUAUGGCCGGUUUUUGUAGUAUGCAGGGUCGCCACCUUUUUGCAUUAGCCUUGCAAGUCGCUUUCUAUGGAGUACUGCGGACCGGAGAGCUCCUGGCCCUGCAGGCUCGACACGUGGAUGUGUCCGAAAGAGGAGACUUCGCAGUUCUCAAUUUGGGCUACACAAAAACGUCGCAGAGACUGGGUGCAGCCGACUCUGUCACCCUUAGAGUCUCUUAUCUUUGCCAGCUUUUGAAAGUCUGGAAGCAGCGCGUGAAGCCUCACGCGUUCUUGGUCCCUACGUCCGCGUACUUGUUUCGCAAAACUUUUGACGACUGCCUCAAGGAGUUGCAGAUCCAUACGUGGGCCUUCCGCCCUUACAGUCUUCGGCGCGGCGGAGCUACCGCGUAUUUUCGCAAGAAUCCCAGUUUUGAUUUCGUACGGCAGAUGGGCCGUUGGUCCAGUGAUCGUACUGCGCGUAUCUAUUUGAAUGAUGGCCUAGCUCAGCUCGCCACCAUGGAGUUCAGCGUUGCGAGGCCGCCUCUUCAGCGGCCUUUUCAGUUCUUUCAGUCGCAGCUUCGCCGCGAUCCCUGCGGAACAGGAGGGGGACGUGGAUAG
Molecule: messenger RNA, 5979 nt
Organism: Symbiodinium natans
Lineage: Eukaryota; Dinophyceae; Suessiales; Symbiodiniaceae
Source: the annotation of a GenBank genome assembly